This is a messenger RNA of Stylonychia lemnae, 1722 nucleotides long. Lineage: Eukaryota; Ciliophora; Spirotrichea; Sporadotrichida; Oxytrichidae. The record is from the annotation of a GenBank genome assembly.
AUGCUCUCCAAAACAUCUAAUCUUACUAAGAGACAAGUUCUUAAGACCUUUUACGCUUAAUAGAGCCUCAGAUCAUUCGCCGCAGCUAACCAAGAAACAUUAGAAAACUUGAAAAAGCUUGGCAUUACAAACAAAAACAUCGUUUAUGACCCAACUGUCUCUGAGCUCUAUGAAUACGCUCUUCUGCCUGAGCAUCUUACCUCAAUCAACCCUCAUGUUACAGCAACCACUAUUGCUGAUUCAGGUGCUCUUUCAGUAUCAUCAGGUCUUAAGACUGGUAGAACUCCAAAGGAUAAGAGAGUAGUCCUUGAUGACACAACUAAAGAUAGUAUUUGGUGGGGUAGUGUCAAUAUUCCCAUUUCUCCCAAGGGAUUCGCUAGAAACAGAAGAAGAGCAAUAGACUUUUUAAACAUCAGACCAAGACUCUUCAUCAUUGACGGAUAUGCCGGCUGGGAUGAGGAAUAUAGAAUGAAAUGCAGGAUUAUUGCCACUAGACCAUAUCACGCUCUCUUCAUGAAGUAGAUGUUGAUCAGAGCCCCAAUUGAGCAACUUAAGAAGGACUUCGCUAAGGGUGCAGAUUUCACAAUUCUGAAUGCUGGAGAAUUCCCAGCUGAUCCAUAAACAGAAGAUGUAACAAGCGAUACAUCUGUGAAUGUCAACUUCACUGACCAUGAAGCUGUCAUUCUUGGAACCUAAUAUGCAGGAGAAAUGAAAAAGGGAGUAUUCGGUAUCAUGCACUAUUACAUGCCAUAGAGAGGAGCCCUAUCUAUGCAUGCUAGUGCCAACGAAGGUGCUAAAGGAGAUACUACUGUUCUUUUUGGUCUUUCAGGAACUGGAAAGACAACAUUGAGCGCUGAUCCCCAUAGAUCAUUGAUUGGUGAUGAUGAGCACGUAUGGACUAACAAAGGUAUUUUCAAUAUCGAAGGAGGAUGCUACGCUAAGUGCGUUGGCCUUACCAGAGAGAAGGAACCUGAGAUCUAUGAUGCAAUUAGACAUGGUGCUAUCUUAGAAAAUAUUAAGUAUUUCCCAGAUCAAGCAAGAUCAGUCAAUUUCGAUGAUAUCUCACUAACUGAGAACACUAGAACUUGCUAUCCACUUGAACACAUUCCAGGCGCUAAGAUCCCAGCCCUUGGAGGUCAUCCAAAGAAUAUCAUUUUCUUGACUUGUGAUGCUAACGGAGUCCUUCCACCAAUCUCAAAACUUACCAAAGAAUAAAUCAUGUAUCAUUUCAUCAGUGGAUACACAGCCAAGGUUGCUGGAACUGAGAUGGGAAUUACUGAGCCUGUUGCCACUUUCUCAGCUUGCUUCGGAGAAGCUUUCUUGCCACUACAUCCUUACAAGUAUGCUAAAAUGCUUGCAGAGAUGGUUGAGAAAUAUCACACAAACGUAUGGCUUAUGAACACUGGCUGGAGUGGUGGUAAAUACGGUGUUGGAAAGAGAAUGAGCUUGAAAAUCUCAAGAGGUAUUCUAGAUCAAAUUCACAAUGGUAGCCUCGAGAAGGCUGAGUAUGAGACCAUGCCAGGUUUCAAUCUUAGAGUGCCUAAAAAAGUUGAAGGAAUCGAUUCAACUAUCUUAAUGCCCAUUAAUACAUGGAAAGAUAAGGCUUAAUAUGCAGAUGAAGCAAAGAAACUUUCACACAAAUUCAUCAAAAAUUUCGAGAAGUAUCACGAUGGUACUCCAUAGGAGGUCAUUCAACAUGGAGGUCCUUCAACAAACUUCUGA